GCCAUUUCUUCCAUAUGUAUAAGUUCUUUAGAUUCAAGAUAAAAGAUACAUCACAGAUUAGUAGCGAUGAAGUUUCUGGGUUCCUCGAUAAAGCCUACUCUUACACUCUCAGUUCCUGAAACAGCUGGAUUUUGUUGUCCUAAUUCGGGACUAGAUGUUUCAAAAUGCAACCCAUGGAAGAAGAAGGUUCAGAAACAACUAGCAAAGCCUAUUAUCUAUCAAAGGAAGCGAAUUCCGACAAGCCAAUAUGUCGAUCCUAAUAGUAAAAAAGGAAGAUUCCUUGUAGCUGCUUUUUCUCCUAAAGAAAGUGGUAACUAUUUGGUGAAUGCGGCCUCCGAUGACGAGGUUUUGGAAUCCGAAAUGCUACCUUCGAACGAUAGCCCAUUGAAAGAAAAACUUCAAGGGCAAUUUGAUGCCUUCUAUCGAUUUUCACGACCCUUUGCAUUCGUCGGAAUAGUUUGGAGCUUGAUUGCAGUUUCUCUUCUGGCAGUGGAGAAGCUCUCAGAUUUUUCUCCAUCGUUUUUUAUUGGUCUUUUUCAGGUUCUUGCUGCUGUUUUUUUCACGCACACAUACAGUAGUGGUCUAAAUCAGUUGGAAGACAUUGAAAUUGACAAGGUUAAUAAGCCUUACCUUCCACUAGCCUCCGGGGAAUAUUCAAUCAGGACUGGUUUAAUACUUACUCUAUCUUCGGCAUUAAUGGCUUUUGGAUUUGGAUGGAUAGUGGCUUCCCCAUGCCUGAAUUUCUUAAUUCUCAUUUUCUUCGUUUCUUCGACUGCGUAUUCGCUCAACGUACCCUAUUUGAGAUGGAAGAGAAAUGCCUAUCUUGCUGCACUUUGUAUUUUCAUUGGGAUGGUACCUUCAGGAUUAGCAGCUUAUUUUCACAUCCAGACUUUUGCAUUUGGUCGGCCAGCUCACUUCUCAAAGCCUGUAAUUUUUGCCAUGAUAUUCUAUUCCAUCAUUACAGUUGUAAUGGCACUUUUGAAGGACAUUCCUGAUGUCGCUGGAGACAAGAUACAUGGUGUCCGAUCUUUUGCGGUUCAAUUCGGAGCGAAGAAGGUGUUUUCAAUUUGCAUUUAUCUUUUGCAAAUUGUUUUUCUUGCUGGUGUUUCGGUCGGAUUGACAUCUUCCUAUAAUUGGAGCAAAUUCGUAACAGUUGUUGGUCACUUAUUUUUGUCUUUGAAACUUUGGAGCCGUGCCAGAUCCGUUGACGUGGGAAGCAAGGAAGAAACAACAUACUUUUACUUGUUUUUUUGGAAGCUGAUUGUUGGCGAGUGCUUUCUAAUACCUCUCAUAAGAUAGGAUCGAUCAAGAAGUUUCUGGGGCAAGCCAGUUUUCUAUAUUACUAAUCUUGUUCACCAACCGCAAUAGAUUGACCUUUUUCAUUUUGUUGUUUUCACAUUUCUUUCUUUUUAUUGGAUAUUUAAUUUGUAAGUCUGUAAUGUGGUCCCCGCC
Messenger RNA from Oldenlandia corymbosa var. corymbosa, 1452 nucleotides. The record is from the annotation of a GenBank genome assembly. Lineage: Eukaryota; Viridiplantae; Streptophyta; Magnoliopsida; Gentianales; Rubiaceae.